AUGACUCUGACUCUUACCAACACCAUCAAGGACAAGCUUGUCCGCAAUGAAGUAGCCUACACUCUGAGCGUCAAGCUCGUGCGGUCAGUUGAGAUUGCCGGCAUUGCCAAGUCGGCCGGCUUCGAUGGCCUCCUCAUCGAUAUGGAGCACUCCUCCUUUGACCUCGACACCACUGGCCAAAUCUGCAUUGCAGCUCUGUACGCCGGCAUCGCACCCAUCGUACGAUCCCCCAGCAAGGAUCCCUUCUACGUCUCGAGGAUCCUAGACGGCGGCGCCCUGGGUGUCAUCGUACCCCAUAUCCGAAGCGUCCAGGAUGCCAAGGACGUUGUCCAGGCCGCCAAGUUCCAGCCUGUUGGUGUCCGCUCCUCCACAAACGGCCUGCCCCAUUUCCAGUUCCGCUCCCACCCCGCAAAGCUCUCGAACCCCGUGGUCAAUGCGAGCACCCUGGUCAUCCCCAUGGUUGAGACUCUCGAGGCCCUGGAGCUCGUGGAUGAGAUCGCUGCUAUCGAGGGCGUGGAUUCGCUGCUAAUCGGCACCAAUGACCUCUGUGCUGAGAUGGGCAUCCCCGGCGACUACGACAACCUGCGGGUCACUGAGGCGUACCAGCGCACUAUCGACGCCUGCAACAAGGUGGGCAAGUGGGUUGGUGUUGGAGGCCUUCACUCUCGCCUCGACCUCGUGGAGAAGUUCUGUGGCAUGGGUGCUCGGUGGGUUAUGGCUGCUACCGACGGCCCUCUGCUAUUUGGCAGUGCUUCCAAGCGCGGGGGAGAGAUGGCUGCUCUCAACACGAGGGUUGUGGGGGCUGUAAACGGGAAUGGAAAGGCUUAG
Clonostachys rhizophaga is the source of this 828-nucleotide messenger RNA. Lineage: Eukaryota; Fungi; Ascomycota; Sordariomycetes; Hypocreales; Bionectriaceae. The record is from the annotation of a GenBank genome assembly.